Messenger RNA from Calliphora vicina (urban bluebottle blowfly), 2402 nucleotides. It is a transcript of the gene st, whose product is annotated as scarlet. Gene Ontology annotation, biological process: transmembrane transport. Gene Ontology annotation, cellular component: cytoplasmic vesicle membrane; plasma membrane. Gene Ontology annotation, molecular function: ATP binding; ATP hydrolysis activity; ABC-type transporter activity. The transcript has 7 exons. The record is from RefSeq and is a predicted model, not a curated record. NCBI's taxonomy places the organism in Eukaryota, Metazoa, Arthropoda, Insecta, Diptera, Calliphoridae. Bases 96 to 2138 code for a protein of 680 amino acids.
AAAUACAAAUUAAAACAUUAAAUAAUAUAGUAAAGCAAAAAACGAAAAAAGAAAAAUUAUUGAGAAAAUAAUAAGAAUUUUCCAACAACAAAACAAUGUCUGAUAAAGAAGAAAGUUUCAUACAAAUGGAAGAUCCUCUAUUUCCGGCCUCUACCAGCUCCAAGAGUAGUGAAGAACGUGUAGAAUUGAGUGUGUUAAAUGGGGGCGAGGCUGGUGGAGGUGGUGGUGGUGGUGUUGAUGAAAUAAGAAAACGUAGCAGCAGUAGUAAUGAACGUAAUUUACCGUUACGCAGUUACAACAAAUGGUCACCCACCGAAGAGGGUGCAACAUUGGUGUGGCGCGAUCUGUGUGUGUAUACAGCCGGUGAGCAUGGCACAUCGCCCAGUUUGUAUAAUAUGAAACGUAUUAUAAAUAAUUCAAAUGGUGCUGUACAGCCGGGAAAUUUAAUGGCUCUAAUGGGAUCAAGUGGCUCAGGAAAAACAACAUUAAUGUCUGUGCUUGCAUAUCGCCAACCAGCCGGUACCGUGGUUCAAGGUGAUAUUCUUAUCAAUGGUAGGCGUAUAGGACCAUUUAUGCAUCGUAUAAGUGGUUUUGUCUAUCAAGAUGAUCUAUUCAAUGGGGCACUAACUGUGUCAGAACAUAUGCAUUUUAUGGCUCUUUUACGUUUAGAUCGCAGAGUAAGCAAGCAGGAAAGAAAGCUAAUAAUACAGGAUUUGCUGGAACGCACGGGUCUUUUGGGAGCCUCUAACACACGCAUUGGUUCGGGAGAUGAUGAAAAGGUUUUGUCGGGUGGUGAACGCAAACGUUUGGCUUUUGCUGUAGAGUUGCUUAACAAUCCGGUUAUAUUGUUUUGUGAUGAACCCACUACGGGUUUGGAUUCUUAUAGUGCUCAGCAGUUGGUGCAGACUCUUUACGAUUUAGCCAAAAAAGGCACUACAAUAUUAUGCACCAUACACCAGCCUUCCUCACAACUCUUUGACAUGUUUAACAAUGUUUUGUUUCUAUCCGAAGGUAGAGUGGCAUUUACCGGUUCACCACAAAAUGCCUUGGAUUUUUUUGCUCAAAAUGGUUACAGAUGUCCGGAGGCAUACAAUCCGGCAGACUAUUUAAUUGGUGUAUUGGCCUCUGAUCCGGGCUAUGAACAGGCCUCCCAAAGAUCAUCCCAGUAUCUGUGUGAUUUAUUUGCCGUUAGUUCGGCGGCCAAGCAGAGAGACAUGUUGGUGAAUUUGGAAAUACAUAUGGCUGAAAGUGGUGAUUAUCCGUUUGACAAAGAAGUUAAUUCAUUUCGACCGGCUGCUUGGUAUUUGAAAUUCCAUGUGAUCUGGUAUAGAUUUACUUUAACUUUGCUGCGUGAUCCCAAGCUGCAAUGGCUGAGAUUCUUUCAGAAAAUGGCCAUGGCCAUUAUAAUAGGAGCCUGUUUUGCCGGCACCACUGUACUCGAUCAGAUGGGUGUUCAAGCUGUCCAGGGUGCUCUCUUUGUUAUGAUUUCCGAAAACACUUAUCAUCCCAUGUACUCGGUGUUGAAUGUCUUUCCCCAAGGAUUUCCGCUGUUCAUGCGUGAAACACGUUCUGGCAUGUACUCAACGGCCCAGUACUAUAUUGGCACUGUGUUGGCCAUGCUGCCGGGCAUGAUUAUAGAACCAUUUCUAUUUGUUGUCAUUUGUUAUUUUAUCGCUGGUCUGAGACCAACAUUUUAUGCAUUUUCUAUAACGGCCAUUGCGGUUGUACUGGUGAUGAAUGUGGCUACAGCAUGUGGUUGUUUCUUUUCGACGGCCUUCAAUUCGGUACCACUGGCCAUGGCGUACUUGGUGCCGGUCGAUUAUAUAUUCAUGAUAACAUCUGGUAUCUUUAUUCAAAUCAGUACAUUGCCUAUAGCGUUUUAUUGGACACAAUUCUUAUCAUGGAUGUUGUAUGCUAAUGAAGCCAUGACCGCUGCCCAAUGGACUGGCAUUGCAAAUAUCACCUGUUUCGAAGAAAGUGAAAAUUUGCCAUGUUUUCAUACGGGUCAAGAUGUUUUAGACAAAUACAGUUUCAAGGAGGCCAAUAUUUAUCGCAAUAUCUUGGCUAUUGUUGGCAUUUACUUUGGUUUUCAUAUCUUGGGCUAUUAUUGCCUUUGGCGUAGAGCGCGCAAAAUAUAAUAAUUUUUGUUUAUUUUGCAAUAAAACUCAACAAGCUCUCCCUCCUGCGCCUAUUUCCUAUCUACAGAAGACUCGUAUGUAUUGUUUUCGUACAAAACAAAAGCAUUUAAAGGAUAAAGAUGAAACAUUGCUUUAUCUUAAUAUGUGGAUAUGUAUGUAUAUUUUGUGUUUAAUACAAUUUACAUAUUUUUUUGGUACUGAUUUAUAGCAAACAUUUAUAAAACAACAAAAUAAAGUGAAAUAAAAUAAAAUAUUUAACAUUAA